Sorghum bicolor (sorghum) is the source of this 1574-nucleotide messenger RNA. Its product is annotated as serine/threonine-protein kinase SAPK9. The transcript has 9 exons. Lineage: Eukaryota; Viridiplantae; Streptophyta; Magnoliopsida; Poales; Poaceae. The record is from RefSeq and is a predicted model, not a curated record. Gene Ontology annotation, cellular component: nucleus. The coding region runs from base 199 to 1293 and encodes 364 amino acids. Gene Ontology annotation, biological process: protein phosphorylation; intracellular signal transduction. Gene Ontology annotation, molecular function: ATP binding; protein serine/threonine kinase activity.
AAAAAGAAGAAGGAAAAAAAAAAACAAGCGAGAGCGAGAGGGACCGAGAGAGAGAGGAAGCAGAGCAGGGGGAGGAAGGAAGGAGGGCGCUUGGAUCGGCAUCGGCUGGAGAGGGAGAGGCAGCGGGACGGGAGGUUGGUCGGAUUGGCGGCGGCGGAGGUGGUGGUGUAGGAGGUGCAGGGGGAGGGAGAGGGGAAGAUGGCGAGGACGCCGGCAGCAGCGGCGGCGGGGUCAGCGGUGGGGAUGGAGAUGCCGAUAAUGCACGACGGGGACAGGUACGAGCCCGUGCGGGACAUCGGGUCGGGAAACUUCGGCGUCGCGCGCCUCAUGCGCAACCGCGCCACCGGCGACCUCGUCGCCGUCAAGUACAUCGACCGCGGCGACAAGAUCGACGAGAACGUGCAGCGGGAGAUCAUCAACCACCGCUCGCUGCGCCACCCCAACAUCAUCCGCUUCAAGGAGGUCAUCCUGACCAAGACUCACCUAGCCAUCGUCAUGGAGUACGCCUCCGGCGGGGAGCUCUUCAACCGCAUCUGCAAUGCCGGCCGGUUCAGCGAGGACGAGGCUCGCUUCUUCUUCCAGCAGCUGAUUUCAGGGGUUAGCUACUGCCACUCCAUGCAAGUAUGCCACCGUGAUUUGAAGCUCGAGAACACUCUGCUGGAUGGAAGCACUGCGCCUCGCCUCAAGAUAUGCGACUUCGGUUAUUCAAAGUCAUCUGUUCUUCACUCCCAACCAAAGUCCACUGUGGGAACUCCAGCAUACAUUGCUCCUGAAAUUUUGCUGAACAAGGAAUACGACGGCAAGAUUGCCGAUGUCUGGUCAUGCGGUGUGACCCUCUACGUGAUGCUGGUUGGCGGGUAUCCUUUUGAGGAUCCUGAAGACCCUAAGAAUUUCAAAAAGACAAUUCAGAAAAUACUGGGUGUUCAGUACGCGAUUCCUGACUACGUCUGUGUAUCUCCAGAAUGCCGGGAUCUGAUAUCAAGGAUUUUUGUUGCCAACCCAGCAGAUAGGAUCACGAUGCCUGAGAUCAAGAGCCAUCCAUGGUUCGUCAAGAACCUCCCAGCUGACCUCGUGGGCGACGGCACGGUGAGCUACGAGGAGCCGGACCAGCCGAUGCAGAACAUGAACGAGAUCAUGCAGAUACUGGCUGAGGCAACAGUGCCGGCCGAUGGCGCCCGUGGAACGACCCAGCUUUUGUGCGACGACCUUGAUGACUUUGACGACGAUAUGGACCUGGACUCGGACCUGGACCUCGACAUCGAGAGCAGUGGAGAGAUAGUGUAUGCCAUGUAAUCAUGCAUGCCAAUGAUUUCUGGCUGUCCUUGUAAAUCAGUCUGUCCGUCGAGAGUUGCUGAUGCUCUGGAUGCAAGAGCUCAAGCUUAAGGAGCGAUCUGUGUUCCGUGGCAUGGUGAUCGUUUUGACACCCUGAUUCUAGUCGUUGAUCCAUACUGAACCGCUGUCUAUUGUGUAGUAUGUAGAACUUUAUCUUGUACAUAUUGUUUUUCGUCGCUUGGUCUCUCUUUGCUGAAACUGAAAAAUGGAAACGCUGCUAAUGUAGUUGUAUCUUUAGCCCA